UCCCUSUAUCGRUCUCUUUCCCUUCUCUCAAAGUCGAAAAGAUGGCUUUGCGAUUGACUUUUAGGAGGCGUCUGUCUUACAACACUAAGUCCAACGGGAGACGAAUCUCGAAGACGCCAGGUGGUCGACUUGUCUACCUCUACACCAAAAAGAAUGGUAAAGUCCCUAAAUGUGGAGACUGCAAAACAAGGCUCCAGGGGCUCCCAGCUCUUCGACCAAAACAAUUGCACAAAAUCUCUAAACGUCAGAAAAAUGUUUCUAGAGCUUAUGGUGGAUCACGAUGUGCUAACUGUGUCCGGCAAAGAAUUGUACGUGCUUUCUUGAUCGAGGAACAGAAGAUUGUAGUGAGAGUUCUCAAAGCACAACAAGGCAAGAAGGCAGCGUCAUCUUAAUCUAUCAAUCUCAAAAAACUAAUAAACGUUUUGGUGUAAAUA
Molecule: messenger RNA, 434 nt
Organism: Exaiptasia diaphana
Lineage: Eukaryota; Metazoa; Cnidaria; Anthozoa; Actiniaria; Aiptasiidae
Product: 60S ribosomal protein L34
Exons: 6
Coding region: 42-392 (116 amino acids)
Biological process (GO): translation
Cellular component (GO): ribosome
Molecular function (GO): structural constituent of ribosome
Source: RefSeq, a predicted model, not a curated record